AUGUCUACAACUUGGCCGAAGCUACUGCUCACAGCAUUGCUCUUGGGCCAAUGCCAAAGUCAGUCCAAGAACGAUGCUCUGCAUGUGUUUGCCCCGCUGCCGCUUUCACCAACAAGUCACGAAGCCAGCAAAGUCAACAAUGUCACGCUGACUCCGCCAGGACCCAUCACCCAAGGACGGGAGCUGGAACAGCAGCUAGAGCUGGAGCUGGAGCUGCAGCUGGCACAGGAAGACCCACUGACACCACAUGCUGGUUCAUUGUCGCAGCGCAAACUCUCGAGAGGCAAACGCUUUGUGGCCUUUCCCGUGGGUUCAUCGGCUUCGGCUGCUGUCUGUCUGACCACCGGUGUUAUCGGCAACCCCAACUUGCUGUAUCUCAGUUUGGGCAUCAAUUGGGGCGUUGCCUGGGACCUGCCCAAUGUCACAUGGGUACUGCAGAAUGCCCAUGGCUGGACCACAAAGAAAUCGGCCCAAGCGCAAAUCAAACGCAGACAUCGACGUGAGCUCUACAGUCGACUGGAGACAAUGAUAGACAGCCAUGAUUUAUGGCCGCCGCCAACAUUGAUGACUAUGAUGGAACGUGCAGCAGACACGGCAGACAACCCGACUCCAUCCAGCAGCAACAGCAGCAGCAACAGCAGCAGCCCAUCCUCUCAGCUGUUGCAGCACCAACGCUGGCGGCGAGCACUCAGUCGUCCGAAGCGUUAUCUCAGCUUUCCCGAGGGCUCCUCCUUUUCCGUUGCUGUCUGCUUCACGGUGGGCCUCAUCGGUAAUCCCUACUAUGCAUACAACAGUUUCGGCAUCAACUGGGGCGUGGCCUACGAUUUGCCCAACACCACAUGGGUGUUGCAAAAUUUGCAUGGCUUCGCCACGCAUCCCGUGUCACCGGCUGUCCUGAGACGACGCUCCCGUAGCAUCAUCUAUCAGAAGAUUGAGACAAUUGUGGAUAACAUGGGCUACAAUGGCCGUGAUUGCGUCUUGCGUACCCUCUGCGAGAGCCGUCAGUACUUUCAGCGCACAAAGCUGAACAUGGUCGGCGAGAUGCUGCGCACGAUAUUCAGCUUACCGAAGCAGAGAAUAUUCACACGGGAACUGCAUGAGAACUCGGAUAUUGUGCACUAUGAUAAGGCAUAUCGGCAGGCCCAUAACGAUGACUGCGCCGCCCAGUACGACUGUCACUUUUCGCUACUGGAAUUGGCCUUUGGCAAAUACACAACGCCACCGAAAAAUUAUUAUGCCCAAUAA
Molecule: messenger RNA, 1245 nt
Organism: Drosophila obscura
Lineage: Eukaryota; Metazoa; Arthropoda; Insecta; Diptera; Drosophilidae
Exons: 6
Coding region: 1-1245 (414 amino acids)
Source: RefSeq, a predicted model, not a curated record